UGGAGGCACGCGACACGGACAACGUCAGUGGAAUGCGGGGCAUAUGAGGCACUGGCAUUGACUGGGGAGGUUUCACACGUGACUGGAGCAACGGCACGCAGCACUCGGUAUGGGCCUGUGUCCCGAGACAGGAGUUUUUCUGACAGCCCAACGUGUAGGGUCGAGGACCACAGCGGUACCGGCGAUCCAGUUGACCGGCAAGUUCAAGUCUAUAACUUGAAGUGGAAGAUCGGCAAGCUGGAGAACAAGCUUAAGGUUUUCUUGAGCAACAACUUUAAGCACAAGAGGCGGAUGGAGACAACCAACCGUGUCGACUACAGUUAACCAACAUUGGGCAUGCCAUAGCAGCGGGAAUAGGUUGCACACUUUUUGCUAUAGCAGUGUGCAGACGGAUGCGUUUGUGUUACUUUCCAAGCCUUCGAAGUCACAAUACCUCUCAUCGCAUAAUCAUUUCUGCAAAAUUUUUUUGCACACGAAGCACAACACGUUAAAGUAUGAAGAAAGACUAAUGGCGUGUCGUGGCCAAAAGAUGCAAUCAAAUGGCACAAAUGUGAACAAAACGCUGAUCACAAAAGACAGAACACCUCCAGUAGAUGAAAACUAACAAACAAAAGUAAACAAGAAAAGCUGCAAAAACGUGGACGUCACUUCGUUCCCUAAUCGUAACGGAGGCAUCGGCGUGCACACAUUGGGCACCCUACGCCUACUUAUGAGAGUGUAGAAAGUGUCAACUCGCACAGAAAAGUGGUCAAAGCAAGCAAACAUCCUUCAUAUGACUAUAAAAAAGCUGUUUUGACCUACAAACCACGCCAGGCAAGUCAAGCAGUGCAAUAGUUUCUAUUUACUAGCUAGGUUACGCCCGAUAUAUGUAAGUAGUCGUUGUACAGAUGUAGGCUACAGUUCGUGGGAACAAUGACCAGCAAUAUAAAGUGUACAGUAGAGGCCGCGUUGAGCAGCAAAGAACGAGCAGGAAAGCAGUCGCUGGUGGCGUAUGUGCUAUGUUAUUGCAGAAGUCAGUGAAGAGGCAGGCAAACAAACAAACAAGAAAAAGACAAGUACGCGUAUUUCUACCCAAAUCGUCGGUCUUGGAACUCACAAGUGCGGACUACCACUUGUGCACGUGCUAAGUAGUGUCGUCAGACUAACUUAUCGGCGUGAAUAUGUCAUCUCAAUGGCGGUGCAUUCCUGACAUGGGACCUCUUCGAUAACCGAAGCAGACGGGACUGUAUUAGGGUAACAAGAAAGACGGCGGUUAUUUCAGGCCAAUUGGGUCACUAGCGAAACGCUGUCGAAAGGAGAAGUUGGAGCAAGAGAAGAGAGCAAAAUGGCCGCGCACACCUUCGUCGCAAUGGACUACCUAGUGCUCAUUUCUUUACUCGUGAUGUCGAGUGGGAUCGGCGUCUACUUCGCCUGGCACGACCGCCGAAAGAACUCAAACAGACAGUUCCUGGUAGCCAACAGAGAGAUGAGCUGGUUGCCGGUGUCUAUGUCGAUGAUGGCGAGCUUCCUCUCGACAACCACAGUCCUCGGCGUGCCCUCAGAGGUGUUUGUGCGCGGUGUAACAUUCUGGAUGGCUGCCAUAUCUACCACUUUAGCGAUUCUCAUGGCUGCGUUCAUUUUCAUGCCCAUGUACUACAAGAUGAACAUCACCAGCAUUAACGAGUAUCUUGAGAAGAGGUACACGUCACGGGCCAUCCGAAAGAUCGGGUCAAUAAUCUUCAUUGUGCACACGAUGUUCUACCUGGGUGUUGCGUUAUACGGUCCUUCACUGGCUCUGGGAUCUAUGACCGGUCUUCCAGUGUGGUCUUCCAUACUCUUGAAUGGCGCCGUCUGCACGUUCUAUACCUCCAUAGGUGGUAUCAAGGCCGUGGUGUGGACUGACGUCGUCCAAGCAUUUCUGAUAUACAUCGCAUACAUCAUGGUCAUCGCAUGUGGCCUGCAUCACCUGGGAGGCUUCGGCGUCAUGUGGCAAAAUGCGAGGAAUGGAGGCCGCUUGACACUCAAUUUCGACACAAGCCCGUACGAGACGUACACAACGUGGACCAUGGUUAUCGGCUUUACCGUCACCUGGAUGGGCAUGUACUGCGCCAGUCAGACACAGGCGCAGCGCUACACUAGUAUCGGAUCACUGAAGGGCGCCCGCAAAGCUCUUAUGCUGAACAUUCCGGGCAUGGCGCUUAACGUGACCAUGGCUGUGCUGUCGGGGCUGACCAUAUACGCCGUGUACGGGAAUUGCGAUCCGAGGCUCACGGGCGAAAUCCACAAGGCAGAUCAGCUCAUGCCGUAUAUAGUGCAAGAUCUGCUCCACGAGUACCCCGGCCUCAGCGGUUUGAUGGCGGCGGCUGUCUACAGCAGCUCUCUCAGCACGCUUUCAUCCGGGUACAACGCCCUAGCGGCUGUGACGUGGGAGGACUUCCUGCGCCCUUGGCUAAAAACCUCUGAAUCAUCUGCUCUGCGGAUAACUAAGUUGACAGCUGCCACGUACGGAAUUCUUUCGAUUUCUAUCGCAUUUCUUGUCGGAACUAUGGAAUCCAUCAUGCAGGCUGUCUCAUCCCUUGGAGGAGCCCUGACUGGUCCGCAGGUGGCCAUCUUUCUCUUGGGCUUGCUUUUUCCCUGCGUCAAGAAAAAGGGCGUCUUCGCUGGAACCGUGGCAGCGCUAAUGUUUACCGGCUGGAUGGCCCUGGGAUCCAUACUGUACCCGCAUAAACACCAAAAUCUGCCGACGACGACGGCGGGAUGCUUGCAUUUCAACGAGACCAUCACAUCCGGAUCGUACGACCCACUUCCCCGGCCGAGUGGAGUCUACCAGUUCUACCACGUCUCUUUCAUGUGGUUUGCUUUCAUUGGAUUCACUGUGCACGUGACCGUCUCUGUGACUGUAAGCCUACUUUUCGAAUGGAGUGAAGCGGACGACGUAGAUCCCGCGUACGUCUUUCCGCUCGUUCGGAAGUUCAUGCGAAACAAGGCACUUAAGAGGAGCGACGACCCCAUCCAGUUCAAGGAGCCCUUGCCUGUGAAUGAAGCAUCACCGAAGGAGCUCAUAGCCCUGAUUUCAGAGGCCAAUCAUCACACUUAAGCAGCACCUAGUAAAAAGGUCACCUUGGAAAGCCACAUUUCACCUCAGUUCGAGGCAAGAAGUGGACUAAUCAGGAGGCUGAAAAAAAUUCUAGUCAUUUGGGCAGUUGAAUCUAUAUUUAGACGUAUGUUUCACAAACGGAGUUAGAAGAAUGUAAAAACGCAACGUAUAAGCUAAAUACUUUUGUAUUGUGGACAUUGUAUGCAAAUUUAACGAUGCAAUAGCCCUUUCGUACCGGUGGGCUAAGUUUGACAGUCUAAGCCGCCAUUUGGUGUGCUUGUAGAGCCUCUUUCACAGUAUAUAUCUUGUCAGCGCACGUAGGGAAAAGCCACUAUGCGAAGAAACGCAAGAAGAGGGCGGAAUAUUUUUCUUCUACAUAUAUGAUGACCUCCAUGAAAGACUGAAGGACGUUGUAGACAAUCUCAUGAAGAUAUUCUCAAGGACAUCAAGCAAUACGUUACGCUUCGCAUUAUAGCCGCGAUCAGGACCAUUUCAUCUGCUCCGUGUUGCCAGACUCGCCGCUGUCUGCACAAAGCGGGAAAGUUGCGCACCAUCUUCAAUGAGCAAGCUAGCGUGUAUGCUGAGCCCAUUUUGGUUACAACAAGUAGUUUAGCCUGCAGGCGGUGUAGUCUGGUGAUCUGGCAGGAAUAAUUAGGGACUAUUGAAAGCAUCCCAAAAUGGCAGCGAAUAGACUGCUUUGUCAGUUGGGAAUCCUUAGGCAGGCUAUGUCGUGCUGCAUCAAGACGAAGAUGUGCUUGUGUCCCCGGCCUGCUGUCCCGCCUCAGAAGUGGCCUCUCAUGUGACUGGACCGCUGUGAUGUCCAUGGCCAGCUGUCCUGCUGCUCAAUGGGAUCGGGCUGGUGGUGAGGUCGUGCUACCCGCGAUGUGAUUAAUGCGUUUUGCCGAGCUUGCACUGAAACGACGACGGACCGUUUUCUGAUGGCCAACGACUUUCCACGGAACAGCGUGCAUGACAACGAGCAUCGCCAUCGCUGCUGGCACAAAGCACGGCAGUUGGCCUUCGGUGCCAAUGACGACAAAGGCGUGCAUAAAAUGCAUGCGCCAAGCUCGUAUUGGGAACGUGCUACAGAACACAGUGCCACUCGUUUAUACUUUUAUAGUUAUACAGUUUAUAAUUCUUAUCUCGUCCAUGUCUCGUAUUUUAGUCGUUCACUCGAUAAAGUUGUGUUUGUUUC
Dermacentor albipictus is the source of this 4271-nucleotide messenger RNA. Its product is annotated as sodium-coupled monocarboxylate transporter 1-like. NCBI's taxonomy places the organism in Eukaryota, Metazoa, Arthropoda, Arachnida, Ixodida, Ixodidae. Gene Ontology annotation, biological process: sodium ion transport; transmembrane transport. The record is from RefSeq and is a predicted model, not a curated record. Gene Ontology annotation, molecular function: symporter activity. Gene Ontology annotation, cellular component: membrane.